Ooceraea biroi (clonal raider ant) is the source of this 2568-nucleotide messenger RNA. RefSeq names its product sodium-independent sulfate anion transporter. Gene Ontology annotation, cellular component: membrane. Gene Ontology annotation, biological process: transmembrane transport. The record is from RefSeq and is a predicted model, not a curated record. Lineage: Eukaryota; Metazoa; Arthropoda; Insecta; Hymenoptera; Formicidae.
CAGACACAGUGCCGCGGAACGAAGGACUCAUUUGUCGAACAAAUUGGCGAUAAUCUGUGUCCGGCGAUCCCACGGCGACGAUGUCACACGAAAGGAAGGAGUAACGCAUGCGUUGACACGUGAGGAGUGUCGUGUUGGAUCGCGAACCAGGCGAGGAGACGAACAGUCACGCACAGUUGGAAAUAAGUGUGUGCAAAACGGUUGUUAAGUGAGACCGGUGCGACGAACAGGGCAGCUAUAAUUGGCGAACGACGAUGGUCGGGAUCAAGUUUAAAAGGACCAUCAGGAACCGAGUUCCAGUUUUGAAGUGGCUACCGCGGUACAAGGCGGAAGAUGCGCUGGGCGACCUCGUUGCCGGUCUCACCGUGGGAUUAACAUUGAUACCCCAAGCGAUAGCUUACGCGAGUCUGGCAGGACUAAAGCCGCAAUAUGGGCUUUACAGCGCGUUCGCGGGUAGUUUCGUCUACAUCGUUUUCGGGACCUGUCGAGAGGUCAACAUAGGCCCAACUGCGCUCAUAUCCUUGCUGACCUGGACUUACGCGAGAGGCAUUCCCGAGUACGCAACGUUGCUGUGCUUUUUGUCGGGAUGCAUCACGAUAUUCCUCGGCAUCCUGCGCUUGGGAUUCCUAGUCGAGUUCGUGUCGAUACCGGUGGUAUCUGGAUUUACGUCAGCCGCGAGCGUCAUCAUUGCCUGCAGUCAAAUAAAGAGUCUGCUGGGCCUGAACAUACACGGCGAGAGUUUCGUUGAGAUUUGGCGAGAAUUGGCGAAUCACAUAACUGAUACCAGAAUACCAGACUUGAUACUGUCCUGCUGCUGCAUUUUAAUUCUGCUGGUGCUAAAGCAUUUGAAGGAUAAGAAGGUCGCUAGUACCACGUUAAAGAGAUUCCUUUGGACGAUCGGUACAGCUAGGAACGCUCUCGUAGUCAUUCUCUGCGCGGUUGCCUCCUACAUCUUCGAGAUGCAUGAUGGGGCACCGUUCGUCCUUACAGGCCACAUCGACCCUGGCCUGCCAAGUAUCGCGCCGCCUCCGUUUUCGAGGACAACUGGCAAUCAAACGGAAAGCUUCAUUGAUAUAACGAAAAGCUUCAAGUUUGGCAUCAUAGUCGUACCGCUCAUCUCGAUUAUCGGGAAUGUCGCCAUCGCGAAAGCGUUUUCGCGAGGAAUGCCACUAGACGCCACGCAGGAGAUGCUGACUCUCGGACUAUGCAACGUGAUCGGUUCGUUCUUCCAUUCAAUGCCUGUCACGGGAUCCUUUUCGAGAAGCGCGGUGAAUAAUGCGUCCGGUGUUAGGACACCUUUAGGUGGCAUGUACACAGGUAUUCUAGUAAUACUUGCGCUGACUUUAUUGACUCCGUAUUUCUACUACAUUCCAAAAGCCACGCUAAGCUCCGUCAUAAUUAGCGCGGUGAUAUUUAUGGUGGAAGUUGGCAUGAUACUCCCGAUCUGGAAGUGUAACAAACGUGAUCUGAUACCGGCAUUUGCCACGUUCCUCGCUUGCCUGUUCGCCGGGGUCGAGCUGGGAAUUUUGAUAGGUACGAUAAUUGAUCUCGCCAUAUUGAUAUACCUCAAUGCGCGGCCGACAAUGUAUAUCGAGUACAGAAAUACUCCGACGACCAACUACGUCUUGAUACGUCCUAGUGCUGGACUUUUGUUCCCGGCGGUGGAUUACUUGAGAACGCACUUAACCGAGGCGUUGUCUGACAAAUAUCAGAGCUCCCAGAAGAAUCCAAAUACCUUGACGAACGUCGUGCUGGAUUGCGAGCAUAUCGAUAGGAUAGAUUUCACUGCUGCGCAGGGUGUCAGUAUGGUGAUGAGGGACUUUAGGGAUAACGAUCGCCAAUUGAUAAUGCUGCGGCCAAAUUCCGACGUCUUAAAGAGUGUGCAGUCAUUGUCGAGCAAGCCGAUCUUGACGGCGAGAAGCGAUACUGAUCUACUCGCAGUUUUGAGGGAAGUCGAAGGAACGGCACGCUCCGAUGCUCGGGACGCGAAUAAUGAUGUCGAGAUUCCAAACUGCAAGAUCGCUUGUGAGAAUUCGAUGGAUGAACUCACCACCACCAAACUGUGAUGCCUCAAACAUUUUCUUCGUGGCGAUGGAAACAUUAUUGGCGAAUAUUGAGCAUACAAAAAUCUAGAUAGUUUACGUACAUUUCUUUAAGUAAUACUUAUCUGUUUAAUUAUUAUCGAUUUGUAUAAUAUUAAUGCUUGAAUAUUCUUAUGUACAAAAUCCGAUUGAAUAUGUACAUACUUGUGCAUAUCGCCAUAAAUAUUCAGAACAGAUCUCAAAGAUAUAAUGUAAGCCGUUUUAAAUGUUGCUACCAUUCGUCACUUUAUCUGAACAUGGAAAGUAUUAUAUUUAAUUAGGCAUUUCUAGGAGCACUUGCGCACUUUACAUCUCAAUUGUUUAGCUUGAUGAGUUAUUUGAUAUAAUUAUUUUUCGAUAAGAAAGUAAAGAAGAUUUAGAUACUGGAAAUGAUCGAUUAAAAAUAAUAAAUGAUUUGGAUUACAGGAUUAGUAGUGGAUAUAAAGUAAUGUUCUGUACUCGAUAAAUAUAUAACGAUACACGAAAG